This is a messenger RNA of Entamoeba invadens IP1, 564 nucleotides long. RefSeq names its product NEDD8-conjugating enzyme Ubc12, putative. The transcript has a single exon. Lineage: Eukaryota; Evosea; Mastigamoebida; Endamoebidae. Bases 1 to 564 code for a protein of 187 amino acids. The record is from RefSeq and is a predicted model, not a curated record.
AUGUUCAAGUUGAAAAACCUCGUAAAUCAAAAAGGCGCAGCCCAUAUUUCUGACAAAACAACAGAGACAAAAUCAGCUCUUCAGAUUAUGUCUCUUUCACGACUUCAAAAGGACUUUUCUGAAUAUGAAGAUGUCGAAGGGUGUGUCUUCGACCAAGUGGACCCCAAGAACUUUUACAACUACAAAUUGACCAUUUCCCCAACAGAAAAACUCUACAAAGGUGCAUCAUUUGACUUCUCAGUAGAGUGUCCUGAGGACUUCCCCAAUCAUCCACCCAAGGUGAUGUGCUUAACCCCAAUAUAUCAUCCCAACAUUGACUUAGAUGGUCACGUUUGUCUUUCCACACUACGUCUCGACAAAGAUUGGUCUCCUCUAGUGACGCUCAAUCAUGUAGUUUAUGGGUUGUAUUCUCUAUUUUUAGAACCCAAUCCGAAUGAUCCACUCAACGAACAAGCCGGUGAGUUGAUGAAGAGAGACUACAAUGGCUUUGUUGAGCAACUCAACAAGACUCUCAAAGGUGGUGAGUUCUUUGGAAAGGAGUUUCCUACAAACUUAAAAGAGUGA